Messenger RNA from Eurytemora carolleeae, 1539 nucleotides. RefSeq names its product cholecystokinin receptor type A. The coding region runs from base 10 to 927 and encodes 305 amino acids. Gene Ontology annotation, cellular component: membrane. Lineage: Eukaryota; Metazoa; Arthropoda; Copepoda; Calanoida; Temoridae. Gene Ontology annotation, molecular function: neuropeptide receptor activity. The record is from RefSeq and is a predicted model, not a curated record. Gene Ontology annotation, biological process: neuropeptide signaling pathway. The transcript is spliced from 11 exons.
UACUCGGUGAUGUAUGUGGAGGAGAAUGAGGAGGAUUGCUUGAACCAGAACAACUCUAUCGUCGUGUGGAAGUGUACAGAGGACACGAGUCCUGAUGCUCCACCCAUCAUGGGUAGUUUUGUUGCUACUUAUCAGAUGUGCAUGAUCUUUCUGUUUCCGGCCAUGCUCAUGACAACAUCCUACUACAGGGUUAUGAAGACCCUAUGGAGAUCUACUCAGAAUAUGCCCUUCCUGACCAACACAAGUCAACCAACAGGAACGGAAACUCUCAGCUGUCGAGCUCUAGCUGGUGGAAAAGGGUCUGGUCCUCCAGCAACUAGUCAACGUGGAAUCCUGAAAUCAUCUCAGUCCAGCUCAAAGCACAGAACCUCGCAUAGACCAGAACCUAACCAACCCUAUAACUGUGACGGAUAUGAACCAACACGGGCUAACGUCAGUUCUAUCAGUAUUCAGAGCAAGGUUCUCUGUUCAUCUGCCGGAAAUACCGAAAAAAUAAACCAGAGCCGGAAGCAAAUAAUCAAGAUGCUCUUGGUGAUUAUACUCCUGUUUAUACUCUGUUGGUGUCCCAGGUUUCUGCUAAACCUGGUAAAAUGGUACUCUGGGCUCCUCCCCUCCAGGCCCGACUUCUUCCUGGGCUCUCCGUUCUACUACUUCUCUACUUCCGCUAAAAUACUUCCGGUUAUUCACGCUAUGCUCAAUCCAAUCAUAUACAGUUUGAUGUGCCGAAGUGUACGACAGAUGAUCUUCUCCUGUUUCUCUCCCAGUACACAGAGCAACAGCCGUAAUGUUUGUAGUGUAAUAAGAAGAAGUGAAGCUUGGAAUGAUCAAUCAUUUGAACUCCAGGAGGAUGCAGGUGAAAGAUCCCAGCCAUCCUUCCAUGGAACUGGAACAACAUUUAUCAGGACAAGUGACCAGGAUCUUCGAUAAGUUAGACAGGUUGAACAAUAACUAAACCAGACAAUAGACCGGUUGAACACUUGCAAACAAAUUAGACUUGCUGAUCAAUCUGUUGAUUUAUCAAGCAGCACUGCACAUCUUGUUUGAUUUUCUCCAACUAAUUUUCAACAACAACCGUCUGGAAAAAAAUCAUUAUAAAACAGAAAUAUCAAAAACACAAAAAAUCACAAAAAAACACAACAAGACAUUUAAAUUAGGAAGUGAUUUCAAAACAUAAAACAUACAUUUUAUCUUAAAACGAACCACGUUUUGUACAAUUGACCUAAAGACCGUAUGAGUUUUCGAAAAAUGAAAGACUCAGUGUGCUUCACUAAAUAUGAUACAGUGGUAUCCAUAAAACUGUAAAAUCGGAAAACAAUAUAAAUGUAUUUGAUGUUGUUCUAAAACAAAUCAUUUAACUAGUAGCUUGAAAGUUAAUAUGUUAAGUGCACACUGAAUAGUUAAUAUUUUUCAUGUUCACUGAUCCCGCGAUUUAACAAAUUCGGUAAAAUACGGCUUGUGUCUUAGCUGUCGUUGGGCCUUAUUUACGGCUUGAGCUUUCGGAUUCAAGCUGCAUCUUAUUUUUAACAGAAUUGAGUUCAA